GCGAACAAAGCCCAGCCCGUCUCUGGCGCUAGUGGGAGGGGACUUGCAGCUGCGCGCCGGGCUGGAUAGUGCUUCUGCGGUCGCCUGCUCCACCUCCAACUGGGUCCAUUCAGAGCCGGCGCGGAAGCCCAAGCGGCCGUGGGAGAAGGGAAGAGAAGAGCCAGCCGGCUCCCAGCUGAUGCGGCGUCAAGUCGCCGUCUCGCCAGAUUUCUCCAGGAGCCAUGGGGCACCCUCCGCUGGAGUUCAGCGAUUGUUACCUGGACAGCCCUGACUUCAGAGAAAGGCUCAAAUGUUACGAGCAGGAGCUGGAGAGGACCAACAAGUUCAUCAAGGACGUCAUCAAAGAUGGGAAUGCUCUCAUCGGUGCCAUCAAAAAUUACUCCUUGGCUGUACAGAAAUUCUCCCAGACUCUCCAGUCCUUUCAGUUUGACUUUAUUGGGGACACCCUGACAGAUGAUGAGAUUAACAUUGCCGAAUCCUUUAAGGAGUUUUCAGAGCUGCUUCAAGAGGUGGAACUUGAAAGAUCAAUGAUGGUUCAAAAUGCUAGUGAUUUACUGAUCAAACCGCUGGAAAACUUCCGCAAGGAGCAAAUUGGAUUCACCAAAGAACGGAAAAAGAAAUUUGAGAAGGAUGGGGAGCGGUUUUACUCCAUGUUGGAUCGCCAUUUGAAUUUAUCUUCAAAGAAAAAAGAAUCCCAUUUGCAAGAGGCUGACAUGCAGGUGGAUAAAGAGCGGCACGUUUUCUUUGAAUCUUCCCUGGAAUACGUCUAUCAGAUCCAAGAAGUGCAGGAGAGCAAGAAGUUUAGUAUUGUGGAGCCUGUCUUGGCUUUCCUCCAUAGCCUCUUCACCUACAACAACCUGACUGUGGAAUUGACGCAGGAUUUCCUGCCAUAUAAGCAACAACUUCAGCUCAGUCUGCAGAAUACCAGAAAUCACUUCAGCAGCACACGGGAAGAGUUGGAAGACCUCAAGAAGAGGAUGAAGGAAGCUCCUCUCACUUGCAAGCUCCCUGGGAAACCGACCAUAGAAGGCUACCUGUAUUCGCAAGAAAAAUGGGCCCUGGGCAUCUCAUGGGUCAAAUACUACUGCCAGUAUGAGAAAGAGGCAAAGGUGUUCAGGAUGACACACAUGGAGCAGAAGCCAGGGUCAAAGCAAGGCACCUUACACCUGAUGCUGAAGUCCUGUGUGAGGAGGAAGACAGACUCCAUAGACAAAAGAUUUUGUUUUGACAUUGAGACGCUGGAAAGACCUGGGCCCAUCACCGUUGCAAGCCCCUUAUCGAGAAGCCGAAAUCGACGCUCUGGAUGGGAGGCCAUGGAUGGGAAAGAGCCAGCCGUGUUGUGA
Podarcis muralis (Common wall lizard) is the source of this 1343-nucleotide messenger RNA. The record is from RefSeq and is a predicted model, not a curated record. Lineage: Eukaryota; Metazoa; Chordata; Lepidosauria; Squamata; Lacertidae.